CAACCAAAGUUAGCAGUUUAUCUCUAUCGCGCGAAUUCGUAAUUUCGCCCUUCGGCAGGCACCCCUUGACACGUUCGUGCAGCCAGCUGUUAUUUGCCAACUGACUAAGGGUUUUGAUUUCUAGGAAUGGAUCUACUAUUACAGUCGAUAACUAAUAAGCUGAAACAUUUGGAGACACUUGCUACACCAGAAGUGAUAAAAUACGUUGAACAAUGUCUUGUGGCACGAAAUCAACAGUUAGAAAGCCGAAUAAAAUCUUUAAAAGAGGCCGUUAUUCAGCAGGAGCUGCUUCUUGGCAUAAAUCAAUAUAAAGCACACGGUUCAUCUUCCGACAAGGUAGUGUGUGAUCGUGUUGUGAGUGGGAGUUUACCGAUGGUUGAUAUAUCCAAGAGUGAAACGCUGCACACAGACCAAACUACGCAACAACAGAAGGAGAAGGAUCUUGUGAAAGUUAAACCUAAGGAAACCAAGAAACCAGAAGAUAAGGCAUCGUCUGCUGAAAAGCCAGUUGAUAUUGGACGUCUGGAUAUGCGUGUUGGUCGAAUUAUUGAUGUCAGUCGACAUCCUGAUGCUGACUCGUUAUAUGUAGAAAAGGUUGAUAUUGGUGGGAAUGAAAUACGUACUGUUGUUAGUGGUUUAGUGAAAUUUGUUCCAAUUGAGCAACUUCAAAAUCGAAUGGGAAUAUUUAUGUGCAAUCUUAAACCAGCCAAAAUGCGGGGUGUUGAAUCUCAAGCAAUGUUGAUGUGUGCAAGUGCUCCUGAUACUUGUGGAGUUGAACCUCUCAUGGUUGAAGGUCAAAAUAUUCAACUUGGAGAUGCAGUUGUAGUCCCUGGUUUUACUCACGAUCCUGAUGAACAGUUGAACCCAAAAAAGAAAAUUUUUGAACAGGUUAAACCAGAUCUCAGAGUGAACAAUGAAGGAAUCGCUAUGUAUAAAGGUGUUCCAUGGACACUGAAAAAUGCUUCCGGUGCUGUAAUCAAAUCGUUCAACAUUAAAGACGCACAGAUAGCGUAAUUUUUGUUCAUAUUUCUUGUUGGUGAAAAUGUGUUAGUAAAUUUUUCUCACAUCU
Heterobilharzia americana is the source of this 1069-nucleotide messenger RNA. NCBI's taxonomy places the organism in Eukaryota, Metazoa, Platyhelminthes, Trematoda, Strigeidida, Schistosomatidae. The record is from the annotation of a GenBank genome assembly.